Messenger RNA from Postia placenta MAD-698-R-SB12, 534 nucleotides. RefSeq lists its product as hypothetical. Gene Ontology annotation, biological process: protein targeting to ER. Lineage: Eukaryota; Fungi; Basidiomycota; Agaricomycetes; Polyporales; Adustoporiaceae. The record is from RefSeq and is a predicted model, not a curated record. Bases 1 to 534 code for a protein of 177 amino acids. Gene Ontology annotation, cellular component: signal peptidase complex; membrane. The transcript has 5 exons.
AUGCACACCCUUUACGCUCGCGUCAACAAUGUCACCGCCCUCCUUUCCUCAUGUAUGAUGGUCUUGCUCGCAGCAAUUGCGCUCUCGUCCUUUAUCUUCACCGCGGACCCUAAAGGGCAGCUUGCCAUCACCAACGUCCAAGUUGUUCCCGGAAACGCACGGAGAUACGGACAUCGACAACAAGACUUCGCAUUCGUCAAUUUCAACGUCUCUGCUGAUCUCUCGCCGCUCUUCAACUGGAAUACGAAACAGUUGUUUUUGUAUGUUAGUGCUGAGUACACGAACAAGAAAGGAGUAACCAACGAAGUCGUCAUCUGGGAUCGCAUCGUGCGUCGCAAGGAGGACGCGAAGAUCUCCCUCGCCGGUCGCAACAAGUACAAUUUCCGCGAGCUUAGCGCAUCGUUCCGGGACGUGCCCCCGGCGCAUUAUUCGCUCAAGUACAACGUGAUGCCCCAUGUCGGUGUACUCACAUACGGUGAAGCCGCACGCACGGUGGAACCCGUGCUAUUCCCCGCACAGCGACAGCUCUCAUAG